This is a messenger RNA of Sorex araneus (European shrew), 7669 nucleotides long. RefSeq names its product phosphodiesterase 4D (gene PDE4D). The coding region runs from base 1212 to 3233 and encodes 673 amino acids. Gene Ontology annotation, cellular component: cytosol; nucleus; perinuclear region of cytoplasm. Gene Ontology annotation, biological process: cAMP catabolic process; regulation of cardiac muscle cell contraction; signal transduction. The transcript has 15 exons. Gene Ontology annotation, molecular function: transmembrane transporter binding; ATPase binding; 3',5'-cyclic-AMP phosphodiesterase activity. The record is from RefSeq and is a predicted model, not a curated record. NCBI's taxonomy places the organism in Eukaryota, Metazoa, Chordata, Mammalia, Eulipotyphla, Soricidae.
UACAGUACCACGGAGCCUGCAAGUGUCCUGAGCUGCUCAGAGCCGGGCGGCACAGCCCAGGGCAGACGAGGCGGCUGCGAAGAUUCCAAGGGUUCUGCUGGAAAUUCGGCACUGGGGACCCCAGCAGGAGCCUGUUGCCUUUGUGUUCUAAAAGCACGCCAGGUCUGUAUAGCUUGGGCAUGAGAAUCUUUCAGAAGAUGUCAGAGCAUCAGAAUAAAUAACACCUACUGGGAAAUUGAGUUUGGGUUCAAAAGAAAGAGAAAAGAGAAAAGAAAGACAGCGGGAGAAGAAAUUCUUAGACAACGUCUGACUUGCAGCUGUGAAUUUCAUUUUCGUUCCAAGGCAAAAUAUGAAAAGCCCGCACAUGGUUGUGAUAACAACAAAUUAAAGAGAAUUCUGCAGUGAAAGGAUCAAUAGCUUAGUCAUUUUACUCAACAAGAGCAGGCAGCCUUAUUAUGGGGUUAGGCAGCAGAAAUGAAUUUCCUCAUGACAGCACCUUCUGAAGUCAUGAUGGUAGCUAAUGAUAAUCCUGUCCUGCAAAGCAGAAAUCGUUUGUUGUCUGCCUACUUUUGCAGUUGAAAACCAGCAAUUCUGAGAUUCGGGAGAGAAGUUGGCUUUGGUAAUACAUGGUUUCUAGCCCCUCUGCCCAGGUCUUUGUCCGACACGUCUCAGAAGGCAGCACUGCGUUAACGUGACCACACAUGAAUAUGUGCCUAAGAAAGAAGAAAAAGCAAUAUUCAUUUUUAAAGGACAGCAUGGCAAAGCAGCCUGAAGUUUUCCACUUCCCUUCUAACACUUCUUUAACAAGGAUAACAAGAAACUGUCUUUUGACUCCUCUGUUCUCACAUUCCAGAGUCCUUCCUGCGAGGAUGCAUUAAUUGACACUGUAGGCAGUUGGAUUUUACCAGGACAUUAUUUGCCACCAUUUAGGAUUAGUGAUUGAACUGGUUAUUUUAGUGUUCUGCCUACAUAGUGGAACCUAAUGGAUGGACCCAUCCCUGCAGUGCUCUGUGAUAUUUCUUUCUUCAAAUCCUGGAAGGGCUUUUGUUGUUGCUCUUUGUUUUUUGGGGGGGAUUUCUUUGGAAUUUAAUACUUGUUGCAAUAAUUGCCCAUGAUAGCUGCUCAAAACAGGAGAGUUGGAAUUCUUCUCUGAAAGCCACUCAUGAAACAUAUGAGACAAGGAAAAUAUUAAUGACAGAAGAUCUGCAAAUAUGAUGCACGUGAAUAAUUUCCCCUUUAGAAGGCAUUCCUGGAUAUGUUUCGAUGUGGACAAUGGCACAUCUUCGGGACGGAGUCCCUUGGAUCCCAUGACCAGCCCAGGAUCUGGGCUAAUUCUCCAAGCAAACUUUGUUCACAGUCAACGUCGAGAGUCCUUUCUCUAUCGAUCUGACAGCGAUUAUGACCUCUCUCCAAAGUCUAUGUCCCGAAAUUCCUCCAUUGCUAGUGAUAUACAUGGAGAUGACUUGAUUGUGACUCCGUUUGCUCAGGUCUUGGCCAGUCUUCGAACUGUAAGAAACAACUUUGCUGCAUUAACAAAUUUGCAAGACCGGGCACCAAGCAAACGAUCACCCAUGUGCAACCAACCAUCCAUCAACAAAGCCACCAUAACAGAGGAGGCCUACCAGAAACUGGCCAGCGAGACCCUGGAGGAGCUGGACUGGUGUCUGGACCAGCUAGAGACCCUGCAGACCAGGCACUCCGUCAGUGAGAUGGCCUCCAACAAGUUUAAAAGGAUGCUUAAUCGGGAGCUCACCCAUCUCUCUGAAAUGAGUCGAUCUGGAAAUCAAGUGUCAGAAUUUAUCUCAAACACAUUCUUAGAUAAGCAACAUGAAGUGGAAAUUCCCACUCCUACUCAAAAGGAGAAGGAAAAAAAGAAAAGGCCAAUGUCUCAGAUCAGCGGGGUGAAGAAGUUGAUGCACAGCUCAAGCUUGACUAAUUCAAGCAUCCCAAGGUUUGGGGUUAAAACAGAACAAGAAGAUGUCCUUGCCAAGGAACUAGAAGAUGUGAACAAAUGGGGUCUUCAUGUUUUCAGAAUAGCAGAGUUAUCUGGUAACCGACCUUUGACUGUUAUCAUGCACACCAUUUUCCAGGAACGGGAUUUAUUAAAAACAUUUAAAAUUCCAGUAGACACUUUAAUUACAUACCUGAUGACCUUGGAAGACCAUUACCAUGCAGAUGUAGCCUACCACAACAAUAUCCACGCUGCAGAUGUAGUCCAGUCAACACACGUGCUGUUGUCUACACCUGCUCUGGAGGCUGUGUUUACAGAUUUAGAAAUUCUCGCAGCAAUUUUUGCCAGUGCAAUACAUGACGUAGAUCAUCCUGGUGUGUCAAAUCAGUUUCUGAUCAAUACAAACUCUGAACUUGCCUUGAUGUACAAUGAUUCUUCUGUCUUGGAAAACCAUCAUUUGGCUGUGGGCUUUAAGUUGCUUCAGGAAGAAAACUGUGACAUUUUCCAGAACUUGACCAAAAAGCAAAGACAAUCAUUGAGGAAAAUGGUCAUUGAUAUCGUUCUCGCAACAGAUAUGUCAAAACACAUGAAUCUACUGGCUGAUUUGAAAACUAUGGUUGAAACUAAGAAAGUGACAAGUUCUGGAGUUCUUCUCCUUGAUAAUUAUUCUGAUAGGAUUCAGGUCCUUCAGAAUAUGGUGCAUUGUGCAGACCUGAGCAACCCAACCAAGCCUCUGCAGCUGUACCGUCAGUGGACUGACCGCAUAAUGGAGGAGUUCUUCCGCCAAGGAGACAGAGAGCGGGAGCGGGGCAUGGAGAUAAGUCCCAUGUGUGACAAGCACAAUGCCUCUGUGGAAAAAUCACAGGUGGGCUUCAUAGACUAUAUUGCUCACCCUCUCUGGGAGACAUGGGCAGACCUAGUACAUCCUGAUGCCCAGGACAUUUUGGACACUUUGGAGGACAAUCGUGAGUGGUAUCAGAGCACAAUUCCUCAGAGCCCCUCUCCAGCACCUGAUGACCCGGAGGAGGGCCGGCAGGGCCAGACGGAUAAGUUCCAGUUUGAACUGACUUUAGAGGAAGACGGUGAGUCAGACACCGAAAAAGACUGUGGAAGUCAGGUGGAGGAAGACACCAGCUGCAGUGACUCCAAGACUCUCUGUACUCAAGACUCGGAGUCGACUGAGAUUCCUCUUGACGAACAGGUGGAAGAGGAGGCAGUCGGGGAGGAGGAAGAAUGCCAGCCUGAAGCCAGUGUCGUGGAAGAUCAUUCUCCUGACACGUAACAGUGCAAAGUCAUUCACCUCCCCCGACCCCUACCCCUUUUUUUUUAAGUAGAAAAAUUGUUUCCAAAGUGCAUGUCACAUGCCACAACCGUAGUCACACCUCACUGUCAUCUGCCAGGACGUUUGUUGAACAAAACUGACCUCGACUACUCAGUCUGGCGCUCAGGAAUAUCGUAACCUGUUUUUCACCUCCACGUCAUCGGAGUGAAGGGGACAUCUUCAUGAACAGCAUUUGAACCUGAUUGCAGCUCAGUAGAGCUGACAUAGCAGAGAAAUCAACUCCCAAGGGUUUUCCAGUAAGAGUGGCUCAUCCAGCAGCCCAAAAGGUGAUGAUAGGAUUUGGGAUUUCUCUUCUUUCUAUUUGUUUGCGAUAUUUCCAACAUAACGCAUUAUGCAGAGUGAAGUAACAGAUGAAACCGCAGAUGAGUCAGGAACAGGACAAAGGUGGAACUGUUACCAGGAGGAAGAUGAGCCACAGAAAUUGCAUAAUUUUCUAAUUUCAAGUCUUCCUGAUACAUGACUGAAUAGUGUGGUUCAGUGAGCCAACACUGACCUCUACAUUUUGUAUGAUAUGUAAAACAGAUUUUUUGUAGAGCUUACUUUUAUUAUUAAAUGUAUUGAGGUAUUAUAUUUAAAAAACUAUGUUCAGAACUUCAUCUGCCACUGGUUAUUUUUUUCUAAGGAGUAACUUGCAAGUUUUCAGUACAAACCUGUGCUACACUGGAUAAAUCUAAUUUACAAAUUUUACUUGCACCUAAGAGUUCAUAGCAAUUAACUGAUUUGUAGUGAUUCAUUGUUUUAUAUACCAAUGACUUCCAUAUUUUCAAACAAAAAACUUAUGUUGCAGGAAACCCUUUUUUGUAGGACUUCAUUUACUUUGCUUUUUAUUUGACUCUUCAGAUAUGCAGAGUUGCUCUCCACUCACAUUUCUCUUCACGGUGUGCAAAGUGAACAUUUGUUUCGUAAUAGUUCAGUGUGUGUUCUGUCUAAUGUGUCUUAAAACCUAAUGGACACUCAAUCAUCAGUUGGUGUUGUCUGAAGCAAGUGAGAGAUAUAUAAAUACCCAGUAGCUAGAAUGGUCAGUCUUUUUUAGAUCUUUUCCUACUUAGUGUCUUCUGAUAACUUUUUGCUGUGUCUAUAGAUCCUCAUCUCACAAAUGCAUGUCUUUGUAAUAACCCACACAUUUCAUACUCAUUUUCAUGGGUUCUUACAGUCAGUUACAGUAAGGAUAACUUUUCCCCCCUUGUGCUGCUUCAUUAUUUUAGCGUGUUUGAGCCUCUGUCCACAUUCUCUAGAUGGGGUCUUAUCAAAUAUAUCACCACCAUUCUGAUUGUUGAGGAAACAGAUAGUCAAGUUAGGGUUAGCAUUCAUUUUUACCAUGAGAUCAUAUAUAAAAUGACUAGCAUUUUACUCUUGGUUUACAGAGAAAAGUUAGCUAGCUAGGCAGUUUCUAAAAAUAUUGGCAGAAUAUAUUUUAAAAAAAACACACCAAUACAGUUCUCUUGUUUCUGUGACUUCACUAUGGGAUUAAGAUCUUUGUAAGAAAUACUCGAGGAAUGUUAUUAAGCUUGAUGGAUAACCACAUCUACAUGUAGGAGUUGUAGUAUCAGUUCUCAUUGGUUCAUAGCACGUCUUACAAAGGAGAAUUUCUUUAAAUACUCUGAGAGGGAAAAGGUGAUGAUGCCACUGGUACCAGAGGUUUGGUAAUACAAUGUUGUCCUAAAACACCAGGUUGAGUAAAGAUUUUGUUUAAAUAGAGAUCACCUAGGUCUGGAGAUACAGCUCACACAUGCUGUCAUACUCUCUCCCUCCUCCAUCGCUAUGCUACACCCUUUGCUCUCUCUUUCUUCCUCUCUCUCUUUCUCUCUCUCUCUCUCACACACACACACAGAAAAAUUACAGCUCAUUUUUUGUUAAAUAUAGCACCAAUAAUGGAAUUUAUGAUUUUAGAUGUUCAUUCCUAGUAUUUACCUUCAGUUGGAAUCUUGAGGUGUUGUAUUUAGUUUCGUGUUUAUUCCCAUCCAACUCUUAAAAUAUGUCCCUUUUCUGAGGAGUUUGAACUCCACAUGGUCAUUAUUUAUAUUAGAGUCCAUGAAUUGAAAUGGAGACUACAGAACGGGGAUAUAUAACCACAUGGAAAAUAUAACCAAAAAGAAUUGUAACCCUGAAAAAUAUUUGUAAUCGGGGCUAUCUCAUAGAAACAUCCCUAAGGGUAAGUUCCUGUUUUAAUCCUCUGAGAUCUACUAAUGUCUAGAACCUUUGGUAGAAUUAUGUUGUCACUGGUCUUUUUCCUAGAACAGGAUAGAAAUCAACUAAAACAGAUUUUCUCCCAUAAGAAACAGUACUUAUUAAAAUUAAGGCCAGGUGAUUUCACAAGAAUACUUGGAAACUUAUUUCUGUUUUCAUUGUAUUUGUCUCUGGUGAAGAUGUAGAAGAAGCAACAAAGAACCUAAGGUUUAUUCCUUUUCCAAAAUAUUGUCAUUCUUUCCUAUCUCUGACACUUGGCAUUUCCCACAUAGAGUGCCUAGAAUCUUAAUAAAAACAAUUAAAAGCAAUAUGUCACAAAUACAAGACUGAAAUGGUUUAUAACUACACUAUAAAGGUUUUUUUUUCCCUUCCCCUCAAUAUUGGUUUUUAAUGGUAACGUGUUAUGAAGAUUCUCACUAAUGGACAAUCAAAUUGUAGUAAAGUCAUAAUAUUCUAGAGACAGGGACUAAUGCACUGUACAAUCCACUUAUGACACCUAGCCACAUCCCUCCCUCUUUUUCUCCCAUCUUUCCCCAAAGUGUGCUUCACAAUUAAUACAGUGUUUUAAGAACUUCUUCUUUACAGUGUCUUUACAUUUCCUAAAAUGCCAUAAGAAAAUGCAAUAUCUGGGUAAUGUAUGUGGGGGAAAAAAAGUCCAAGUUUGCAUAAAACCAGUACAUUUAGCUUGCAAGUUACUAACACAAUAAUGCUGUUUUAAUUUUCUUUUCUUUUACAUCACUUCAAGUUCACAAGAAAAUAAUGUAGAUAGAACAAAUCACAGACAAGGAAGAAAACUUGAAUGAAAUGGGUUUUACAGAAAGCUUUAUGAUAAUUUUUGAGUGCAUUAUUUAUUUUUUGUGCCAUGCAUUUCUUUUCUCACCAAAUGACCUUACCUAUAAUACAGUCUUGUUUGUCUGUUUACAACCAUGUAUUUAUUGUAAUGUACAUAUUGUAAUGUUAAUUGUAAAUUAUAAGUUCUUAUUAAAACAUCCCAGGAGGGGAUGGUGUUGAUAUAUUUGGGAACUCUUGGUGAGAGAAUGAAUGGUGUGUAUACAUACUCCUUGUAUAUUUUAUUUUCUCCUGUAAUAUAGUCUUGUCACCUUAGAGCUUGUUUAUGGGAGAUUCAAGAAAACUAUAAAAUACGUAAAGAUAUAUAAAUUUAAAAAACAUAGCUGCAGGUCUUUGGUCCCAGGGCUGUGCCUUAACUUUAACCAAUAUUUUCUGUUUUGCUGCAUUUGAAAGCAAGAUAACAGUGGAGUUAGGGCUGGGCAUUUUACCUCUGAGCUUUGACUUGUUUGGAUUUUACAAAAUUAUAGACAACCUUGGGAAGACCCCGAGACUCUGAGCUCUGGGGUCUGCUUCUUGGAAUGGAACAUUGCAUAAAAGAUAAUGUUUCCCCAUCUGUGAUCAGGAACCACUUUGGUUUCGUUACAUUUGAUUUUUAUUCACUGUCAAACACUACUGGGAAAAUUGAUUAUUGAUUGGUGAUUAUCAAAAAUCCUUUCGGCUACUAGAGCCAGAGAUCAGUGUGUGGUUGGGUUCUUUGUUCAUCAGCCCCCUGACAUGAGAAAGAAAAGCUCGUUCACGCUGGCAUGUUUCUUCAGCAAGAAUCAGUCAAUCCUCUUGGAUGGACAUCCAUAUUUUUAAAUACAAGGUUAUAUUUAAUGCUAGUUUACAUAGCAAAAUUCCCAUUUUUCAGAAUUUGUUUCUGCAAAAUUUUUAUCAAUUUAGAAUUUUAAAAAUUUAAGCUUGUGGAAUCAACAGAUCUCCAAAACUGAAAAUUUCCCAGUGGGUGUUAUGGACCCUCCCACAGCUGCCCAGCCCUGCAAAUACAGAGUGGAGGGAGAGAGCCUUUUUCUAGGUAAAAUGAGCCUCUUAUUAUUUUGGGUUUUUUUGUUUGUUUGUUUGACACAAACUGUAGAUUUUAGCAGCCCUGGCCCAAAGGAAUUUGAUUACUUUUGUUUUAAACAGUACAAAGGGGACACUAAUUACAAACAUCCUUACCGAUUUUAGUUCUUAAUUUUCUUUGGAGAUGUUUUCAGAGUGGUAAAUUGUGUGUGAGCAUAACAAAUGAUUCUUUUAGUGGUUUCUUAGCCUCUUACAGCCCAUGGGGAUAGUACUGUACAUCAAUACCUUCAUAUGAAAUUUUUAUAUGCAAUGAAAAUAAAAGCAUGGGUUGAUUCUGCCUA